Messenger RNA from Trypanosoma conorhini, 846 nucleotides. RefSeq lists its product as uncharacterized. Lineage: Eukaryota; Euglenozoa; Kinetoplastea; Trypanosomatida; Trypanosomatidae. The transcript has a single exon. The coding region runs from base 1 to 846 and encodes 281 amino acids. The record is from RefSeq and is a predicted model, not a curated record.
AUGCCCCCAUUGCGCGAGGCUGCAGCAGGGCGGGAGGGCCAGCGACGGGAACUGCAGCCCUCAACGUUCCGGCCGCGGCAGAGGCACGCGGCGGCCCGACCCUCGCCCCCUGCGCCAAGCGGCCUCAGAGGCGCGGCGGGUGCGUUGGAGCGGCCGUCAAGUAUACCCUCGGCGGAGCUAUUUAGAGCGGAUUUCAACUACAUGUCACUGCGGGAGCAGUUCCACAACCGGGAAAGGCUCAUUGUGACCACCCGCCCCCCCGUCCUUGCCUCACCUGUGCUUGACCGCAAGCAGUGGCUGCAUUCGCUCUGGGCGCCAUUUUUCUUUCUGCGCGGGAAUGACCUCCCGCCGGACCAGUUUGACUACGCAGAGUUGGUGGCUGUAGGUAGCCGGAGACGCGGCCCGACGAAUCCGCCAGAGCCAAAAUGCGACUCCGCCUUGGGGCACCUUGUUUGGCGCCUUUUCUGUCUGCGGUGCGGUGUUGCAGAGCAAACGUAUCUUCUCUUUCGCGAGGAAGAGGAGCGAGGCCGUGAGCCUUACCGCUUGUGUUGCGAGGACUUUUUUGGACGUGAGGGGCACAUGCCACGGUCGUUUUACUACAUCUGCUUAUGUGACCUGCUCACAUGUGGUUGCCCCUGUGGAUUUUUUUACCACGGAUUAGGUACCGCGGCCUUUGGUUGGCGGCUGCGGUAUCUUUUGCGUUGUCGCUACCGCCUGCAAGGGACCUCCGUCGGAGACUUUUCCCUCAUGCUCUGCUGCCCGUUGUUCGCGGUUGAUCAGCAGGGGCUAGAGAUGAUGAUGCACGGCAACUCGGAGAGGCGAGACCUCUGCGCCAUCAUGGUGUGA